AUGUCUCUUUCUUUUUCUAACAUUCCAGUAUGUAUUUAUAUGACUAAGAUGAAAGAAAAGUUAUCGUUUGUAACAAAAGAUCACCUCUUAAAAAUCAUCAGAAUUUAUCUCAAUGCUAACCAUAUCUAGUUUACACAACUUGGUGAAAACUUCAGUCUUGAUCGUAUUAAAAACAAUGUUGGACAAUUAAAGUCAUCGAUAUCCAAACUCCGUCCGCCACAAGAAUUCUUUGAUUUCAGAAGACUUUCGAAACCAGCCAACUUCGGUGAAGUGCAAAGCCGUGUAUCCUACAACUUAGGAUACUUUUCAGCAAACUACUUAGCCGUGGUGUCUAUAUUGAGUAUCUAUGCAUUAGUUACCAACUUGUUAUUGUUGUUUGUUAUUCUUUUCUUAGGUGGUGGUUUAUUUGCUAUUAACAAAUUACAAGGCGAAGACUUAGUCUUGCCAGUUGGUAGAUUUAACACCUCCCAAUUAUAUACGGGUUUGAUGAUUGUUGCCGUCCCAUUAGGAUUUCUUGCUAGUCCUAUUUCCACCAUGAUGUGGUUGAUUGGUUCGUCAGGUGUUUCUGUAUUGUCCCACGCUUCCUUCAUGGAAAAGCCAAUCGAAACCGUUUUCGAAGACCAAGUUUAG
This is a messenger RNA of Debaryomyces tyrocola, 630 nucleotides long. The record is from the annotation of a GenBank genome assembly. Lineage: Eukaryota; Fungi; Ascomycota; Pichiomycetes; Serinales; Debaryomycetaceae.